This is a messenger RNA of Ylistrum balloti, 2703 nucleotides long. RefSeq names its product alpha-L-fucosidase-like. Gene Ontology annotation, cellular component: lysosome. Gene Ontology annotation, biological process: glycoside catabolic process; fucose metabolic process. Lineage: Eukaryota; Metazoa; Mollusca; Bivalvia; Pectinida; Pectinidae. The coding region runs from base 1 to 1383 and encodes 460 amino acids. The transcript is spliced from 8 exons. Gene Ontology annotation, molecular function: alpha-L-fucosidase activity. The record is from RefSeq and is a predicted model, not a curated record.
AUGGCCGCGAUGCUGUUGUCGUCUUUUAUACUCGCGACUCUUUAUUCAACAAUUUCUUCCUCCGGUUAUGCACCAAACUGGGAGUCCUUGGAUUCUCGUCCACUGCCAGGAUGGUUUGACCAAUCCAAAAUUGGAAUAUUUAUCCACUGGGGUGUGUUUUCUGUACCCAGUUUUUCCGGGGCGUUUAUAUGGUAUGCCUGGAAAGGUUAUAAAACACCAGCGAUUGUGAAGUUUAUGGCUGAUAACUAUCCACCCGACUUCACGUAUCCAGACUUUGCGGCGCAGUUUACAGCUGAGUUCUAUGAUCCAGACAAAUGGGCAAAGAUAUUUAAAGCCUCAGGUGCAAAAUACGUAGUCCUAGUGACGAAGCACCAUGAUGGUUUUACUAACUGGCCUUCCAGUUAUUCUUGGAACUGGAAUUCCAUGGACGUUGGACCUAGACGUGAUCUUACAGGAGAGUUGGCAGCAGCAGUACGGAGACAGCCAGAUAUGAAAUUUGGAGUCUACCAUUCCUUAUACGAGUUUUACAACCCUCUCUACCUGCGAGACAAAGCAAAUAAAUACAAAACGCAGGAAUUCGUCAAGACUAAAACAAUGCCAGAACUUUAUGAACUUGUGAAUAAAUACAAGCCGGAAGUUAUUUGGUCAGAUGGAGCAUGGGAAGCUAAGGACACAUACUGGAACUCUACUAACUUCUUGGCCUGGCUUUACAACAACAGCCCAAUAAAGGACACGGUAGUGACGAAUGACAGAUGGGGAAGCAACACGCCAUGUAAACAUGGUGGCUUUUGGAAUUGUAACGACAAGUAUAACCCGGGUGUCCUUGUGAAACAUAAGUGGGAAAAUUGCAUAUCACUAGACAAGGGUUCGUGGGGAUUCCGCCGUCCUGCUACUUACGAUGACUACAUGUCCAUAGAGGAACUUCUAACAACUUUGGCGGAAACAAUCAGUUGCGGUGGAAAUAUUCUGAUCAACGUUGGACCAACACACGACGGGCGGAUCGUUCCAAUUUUUGAAGAGCGCCUCCUACAGUUGGGAAGCUGGUUGGAUCUAAACGGAGAAGCCAUUUAUUCUAGUAUUCCCUGGUCAUACCAAAACGAUACCAUAACAUCAGGUGUCUGGUACACAUCACGGAAGACAGGCAACGAAACAGUAGUAUAUGCAAUCGCCUUAAACUGGCCCAAAAAUGACGUUUUGGUUCUCGGCUCUCCAAAAAUUACUCCUGCAACAAAAGUAGAUUUGAUUGGAUACCCGGCAACACUAAGCUGGACGACUCUUCCAGAAGUCAAGUCCGGAAUGAUCAUAACAAUACCACCACUUUCAAUGAGUAAAGUAGUGUGCAAGUGGGCGUGGGUGUUCCGAAUGAAAGGUCUUGGAAACUGAAUGGCGGAAAACUGACCAGCCUCGUUCAGAAGAGGAAGUUAAACGCCCAUAUCAAAAGUUGAAAAAUUAAGAAAAAUGACAUAUGAGUAUUAUAUAAUGCUAUCAAGAUCGCUGUGUACCGUGAUCGAAUUAUCGAACAGAUUGUGUUGAAGAAACAUUUCCCGUGCAAUAUUUUAUUGAUUGGUUUAGGUUUUCAGCAAUGAAUAGAAGAAAAGGGGUGUUUUUGUAUUGUUUAUUGUAUCUUUAAGGAUACCCAUUUUUCCAGGUCAUAUUCCAUCUUCGAUAAUACUGACAAAUGGCUUCAGUAAGAUAUAGCAAACUUUGUUGUGCAAUAUCACCAUGACUACUAGACAAGUGUGUACAUGACAAUGUAGUCCUAUAGUACCUCUCGGUCCUGUGCUGUCUGGACAAAUAGAUACUGCUUUUGUAUGUCAUUAGCUACAGCGGGGUAUUUAUUUUCUUGGGUACAAAAUGAUAAACAGAUUAAAGUUGACCUCGGUUCCAGAACUGGUGGGUUUUGAGAGCAAGAUUUAUCCACGACAUCAAGUGCCAGUGAAAACAUUUCUUUUGAAACCCACGAAAUUUAAGCCACUCGAAAACAUUAUUUUACAAUAUAUACACAUAUAAGUAUGACAAAGUAAAAUAUUUGAUAAAAAAUAUGAAUUUGGCACAAAUAAAGAGACAGCGUGUCGUUUAUAAAGUGGCUACAUCGACAUUACCUCAAAUAUAUCGGAGGGGAAACUAUCCGGCUCCCGAUAUCCAUGAAUGGGAAAAACCAUUAUCAUUUGUCGAUAAUUUCAUUCACAAUCUCACUGGCGCUACGUUUGAUAACUGUCAACAUGGGUACGGGUAAUACCUUAGGGAGAUAACGUGAUGUGCCACUAGCAAAAUGUAUUGAAUAUCGGGGAACAUCAUAGCUGUUGCAAAUAGUAUAGAUAAUAUAAGGUUUGAUGUUAUCUGUGUAUGUUAUGGCCUCGUCAACACCUGGUUUGAGUUUAUAUAUAGGAUUAAUUCUUGGUAUCCUGUUAAGUGCAUUUAUAUAUACAUGACCUGCAGAUACGUCGCAUAUUCCGAACGCUGUGUACUUAUGAAAGGAACCCAAAGAAAUGUUUAUUUUUGCGAUCCUUAAGUCACACAUUGACAAGUUUUGAAGUAAGAAUAUUGAAAAUGAAAUCUAACGUAGGCAGUCGUUUUGUUGUUUCAUUUUGAAUUAAUUACAUAACGUCAUUGUCCAUAUUAUUAUUGUGACUGGUGCAGCCAAUUGAAAAAAAACGCCCAAGGGUGUAUUACAUUAGUGACAAAAUUGUCACAAGGGCGAAU